Messenger RNA from Chrysoperla carnea, 864 nucleotides. It is a transcript of the gene RpL23, whose product is annotated as 60S ribosomal protein L23. The transcript has 3 exons. The coding region runs from base 80 to 502 and encodes 140 amino acids. The record is from RefSeq and is a predicted model, not a curated record. Gene Ontology annotation, biological process: translation. Lineage: Eukaryota; Metazoa; Arthropoda; Insecta; Neuroptera; Chrysopidae. Gene Ontology annotation, molecular function: large ribosomal subunit rRNA binding; structural constituent of ribosome. Gene Ontology annotation, cellular component: cytosolic large ribosomal subunit; ribosome.
CUGCUCUCUGAUGAAUGAAGAAAGAAUAUGUUUAUAUAGAUUGAAACUUCCUUUCUCAUUUAAAUUCUAGAGAGUAAAAAUGUCGAAGAGAGGACGUGGUGGUUCAGCCGGAGCUAAAUUCCGAAUUUCUCUCGGUCUUCCUGUUGGAGCCGUUAUAAAUUGUGCGGAUAAUACAGGAGCAAAAAAUCUAUAUGUUAUCGCUGUACAAGGUAUUAAAGGUCGCUUAAACAGAUUACCAGCUGCUGGAUCUGGUGACAUGAUUGUAGCAACUGUCAAAAAAGGUAAACCAGAACUCCGGAAAAAGGUAAUGCCAGCAGUGGUUAUUCGACAACGUAAACCAUUCAGAAGGAAGGACGGUGUUUUUAUAUAUUUUGAAGAUAAUGCUGGUGUUAUUGUAAACAACAAAGGUGAAAUGAAAGGAUCAGCUAUCACAGGACCCGUUGCAAAAGAAUGUGCAGAUCUUUGGCCAAGAAUUGCAUCAAAUGCAAGCAGUAUUGCUUAAGAAUUUUGUUAUUUAAGUGAUUAUAUAUUAAAUAAUAUUUGUUUAUAAGCGGUACUGUAAAAAAUUAUAAAAAUAAAAAGAUCACUUGCUUGAUCACCAAAAAAAAGGAGAUUCUUUAACAACUUUUUUUUAAUUCCUUAAUUAACAACAAACCACUUAGUCAUGGUGGCUUUGGUUAGCGGCUGGCUACACCUGAAAAACUCAUGAAGAAAUAAGGGUGGGCAAAUAUCAAAAUAACCAGUUGUUAAACCGUUCGACGGUGGUGGAUUUAAACGUCAGGAGAAUGUUAAUUGUUCUGCUUAAUUAAUCAGUGUAAAAACUUGUCAAGAAUUAAAUGACUAUAUCAGCUUAGUUCCAAAUUA